Messenger RNA from Anopheles coustani, 909 nucleotides. RefSeq lists its product as uncharacterized. The transcript has 2 exons. The record is from RefSeq and is a predicted model, not a curated record. Lineage: Eukaryota; Metazoa; Arthropoda; Insecta; Diptera; Culicidae. Bases 94 to 909 code for a protein of 271 amino acids.
CGGACAUGUUUCACCAAAUUAAUCAAUAUCCUGUGCGGUGGCCGGGAGGUGCUGCUGGUUCUGCUCCUGCUUUCGGCUAACGGCAUUUGGCAGAUGGCGUCGCUGGAUGCGAUCCGCACGGACGAUGUGCCAACGAACUGCCGGGUGGAGACCACGGUGACGUCCGGCACGUUCGACCAGUACUACGCCCUGGCCGACAUCGGCAACCGACCGUCGGAGCGCCAUCUGGUGAACGUCAGCGUGGAGAUCGCGGUGCGCAGCCGGCAGGAGGAGCUGGCGGUGCUGCUGUCGAGCCUGGACCGGUCGCACCAGUAUCCGGACUUUGCCCACACGUACGAGAUGCGGCUGACGAACGUCUACACCGUCCUGUACCGGGAGACGCUCAAGCUGCGGGCGUACCACAGCCCUCAGGACAAACUGUUCCCGGCCGAUCGCUUCCGGCUGCGGUUUCUGAUCGGCCACGACGGCAACCUGACCGUGCUGGCGAACGACGAUCCGGCGCGGGUGCUGCUGGCGGUGGUGGACACCCAGCCGCCGCUGGAACCGCACUACAUCAGCUUCGCCUCGCGGAUGAACGCCUACCCGAUUCGGUUCUCGCUAGGCUGCGGACUUCCGGAGCUGACGCCGGAAGCAACCACUGCCGAUCCGGACAUGUUCAGUGCCACACAGGCGACGGAGUUGUCCACUCCACCAGUCGGUGUCAACAACGCCUGUCCACCCUGCCCGGAGUGCGCCAAGCAGCGGUGUCAGGUGGUCGUGCGGGCAUGCGCAGACAACGCCAGGGACGCAAACGAUCGGUCAAGGGACGAGCAGGAACAGCGGUACUACUUCUACUUCAACCUUCUCCUCCAGAAGAACAAGACCAAGCAGGCGAUCGAGCCGAGUUCCGGUCGGAAAGCCAAGCCGUAA